AGCAGUGAUUUAAAACUCAACACCGGAAUAAGAUGGCUGAGAGAACGUUCCUCGCAUUGCUCUUCAUUCUAGUGUCCCUUAUCACACUUGCAUAUUCACACGACCCAUGUGAUUGCAUAGACGAUUUGAAGGGAACUGAAGUCACGGACGAAUUACCAGCGCAUAUAACUGAAAGCUUAGUAUUCUUAGAGGAACUUUACGAUAUGCAGCGUCGGAUCGGCAGAACGGCUGUAUUGUCAUGUAAGGUGAGGGGGGAACCACCCUUGAACUUGUACAUUUAUCAUGACAUAAUAGCUACCUACAAACAAAAGCUGAAACAGAAGAAGAGGAAUUUACCUUGUGACACGAUCUACGACCCUUUAAUACCAGACGAGGUAGCAAUCCGCUAUGAAGUGGACAUAUUGGAGGCAAAGCAUGAAGGUGUUUACAAAUGCCAAGCUGAGUCGAUAAAUGGUGACAUAGCAGUAUCAGUGAUGACUCUAACCCUUACAGAUCCGUGCGAGGGUAAAGUAUGUGGGUUUAGAGAGAAAUGUGUUAACAUUAAAGGGGCUGGUAAAUGUACAUGUGACUUUCCAUGUGAGAUAUCAUACGAGCCUAUCUGCGCUGAAGAGCGAACUUUCUGCAGUAUGUGUCACGCGGAAAAGCUUGAGUGUCGGGUGGGACAACAUUUGACCAACAUUGUGAACGGAACAUGUGAUGGAGUGCAAGAGGUACCAUUGAAGGCAUUCUGUGGUUUAUCAGUUGGGGAUGGAUAUAUUUCUAGAUCCGAUAACGAUUACUACAGUACUAAAGCAUUACCAACGGAAGCAACCUGUACGUUUAGUGGGGAAGGACAUGUUACUAAAUUCAACGGAGAUUACUUUACUUUCAAAGGAGCUUGUCCGUACAAGAUGGCGGAAGACUCAAGAGGAAGAACGUUCAUUGUGUACGCGAAGACUGAGACGUGUGGAGUGAACGAGGAAUCCACCUGUCUUAAAUCAAUAACGAUGUAUGUGGAUCGUAUCUACGGGUUCUCUAUUGAAAGAGGGUGGUUAAUAAACGAUAACGGGCGAAGAAAGAACGUACUGAAAGGAGAACGGAUCAUACUCGGCAACGGUGCUGUCUCCAUUACAAGAGUAGGUAAGACGCUGGUAGGACGCAUUGAAAACAAGAAAAUAGAGUUCGUUUACGAUGGUCUGAACUACUUCAAACUUUCAGUACCCCUCGACUUUGUAUCGAGACCUGACAAUUUUGAUGGAUUCUGUGGAACAAUUCCACUUACCUUCGUUCCGGGGGUGAAAGGAAGAGAUAUUAGUAACGAUCCUGGUCUCACCAUUCCUGCUCUGAGUGAUAAAUGUGCAGCACCACAGUUUGGAGCACCUACAUGUGACAAUCCAGAAAUACCCAGUCAAGUCAGGGAAGCUUUCACUAACAAUAUGGCAGUAGCAUCCUGUGUUGAAAAGAUCCCAAUAACUACCUACCUGGAACGAGCGAUACAAGACACGUGUAGCUGCGAUCACAGGAGUGAUCACAAUUACUGCUUCUGUAAUGUCCUCUUCUCGUAUCUGGAAGAUUGCAGACAGGAUGAUGUUGAUGUUGAUGUUAGCUUCGCUGAUGUUGAGGAUCUAUGCAGAAAAUCGUUCCACAAAGACGUUUUCAAAUCAGAGGGAAUCAGCUUUUAUAACCGAGGAAGAUUGUAUAAAAGCAAGAAAUAGGCACGAGACAUUGAAGAUGUAAAUGUACUGGAGCUUCUAAACAGGAGCUAUCGGUUACGUGCACUAUAGAUUAAACCACGUGACCAACCAAACAGAUCGGUGAUAACAAGCUAUUGACAGUUUUAAAUAAACAUGGAAGAGGACGAAUUUCCGGAACAGUUUGCAAGUUAACACUUAACAUGGCAAAUUGGCACGAUGCUAACCGGCUAUUAACCGUUUUAUAAAUGUUGAUGAAUUCGUGGUUUACAAUAUAUACAUGAUACAGCCAAAUGUCUCUAUACCAGGUUACUGUCUAUACCGUGUACCUCGAUAUACCGAGCCUCUUCUUUGCCAAAACUUUGAUAAAUUAGCUCGUUUAGUGAAAGAAUUUUGACUUACCAUAGCUCACUUAUAUCGCACUUGAUGAGUGAUUUCAGAACAAAUCAAGUUGUAUUGCAUCACAAUACGACAGAAGGUUACAGAUACUGGGCCGGGGUUUACCUCUAUACACCUGAUUUUUCUAUACCGGACACUUUUCGAUUCCCCACAACAGACCUGGAAUAUAGACUGUAGAGUAAUAUUUGCAUUAUUUUGCAAAUAUAUAUUGUUUUCACUAAAUUAGGUUUAAUUGAAUAGCCUAGGAUGACAUCUUGUAUCAUUUGAUAAAGUUUUUGUUUUCCUUUGCGGUGUUUGGAGUCCGAGUACAUUACUUGAUUGGAAUGUUAAAACGAUAUUAUUCAUUAAUUUUAAUACCGUUCAGUGUUUGAUAAUUUUCUAUAUCUGUAUUCUGUUUGACUAAGUACCAAAUCUUUGUUAGGUGAAAUUAAAACAACAUUACUUCACAUUUAUUUUGGUUUGGAUUGACGUGUCCGUUGGACAAUUUAUGACAAUAAUCGAUUCAUAUAAAUUUGAAUCUAUCUGCUUGCAGCCUAGUAGAGCUUAUAUUUUAUCGACCAAUCGUUUGAUCAGGGAAUUAUGCCGGAUAUAAUAUUGAAACUUGAUUCAGAGAGUAGUAGUUUGGAUAGUAUUUUAACAACCAACUAGGGUCUGUGACAAAACUUGUGAGGGGUCGCAAAAUCCAAGCGACCACCGGUACUCGCAGGAUAGAUAUUUGAUUGAAAUAAAUUUUCAUUAUGCCCAUAUCUUGCUCGUUUGUGGCUAUUAAAGCAAAAAAACCAAACAUGCCCGAUCAAGUUUCACAAAUAUAUCAGGCAGAACCCCUGCUCAGAUGUGCCACGAAUGAAAUUAUAGGUUUUUAAAGUGCAAAUGGAAAGGGAUUGUAUGCUUUUAUUGUAUUUAUAU
Molecule: messenger RNA, 2975 nt
Organism: Bolinopsis microptera
Lineage: Eukaryota; Metazoa; Ctenophora; Tentaculata; Lobata; Bolinopsidae
Product: mucin-6-like
Exons: 17
Coding region: 33-1694 (553 amino acids)
Cellular component (GO): extracellular matrix
Molecular function (GO): protein binding
Source: RefSeq, a predicted model, not a curated record